UUCAACCUAAAACUGCUCUCUUGCUGUAUAAGAUUCUAAAGCUGGCAGUGUUUUGGUACACUCAUGAAGGAAACACUAAGGUAUCUUGCAGGACUUGCAGGGCCAAGUGGUUAUGGCUCAAACUCCACUGCUGAGCAAGUCACAGAAGAUUUCUCUUGCAUGGUCCCUCCCCAUCUAACUGCUAUAAUCACUGGGGCAACAUCUGGUAUUGGAGCUGAAACAGCAAGAGUGUUAGCAAAGAAAGGUGUGAGAAUUGUGAUUCCAGCAAGGGAUUUAAGAAGAGCAGCUGAACUGAAGGAGGAAAUUCAAAAAGAGCGUCCACAGGCAGAGAUUGUACUAUUGGAGGUUGAUUUGAGCUCAUUAACUUCUGUGAAGAGAUUUUGUACUGAGUUUUUGUCACUAGGAUUAUCCCUUAACAUUCUCAUAAACAAUGCUGGAAUAUUCUCUCAGAAUUUGGAGUUCUCUGAGGACAAAAUUGAGAUGACAUAUGCCACAAAUUAUUUGGGACAUUUUUUGUUGACAGAAAUGCUAUUAGAGAAAAUGGUAGAAACAGCAGCAAAAACAGGCAUCCAAGGAAGAAUAAUAAAUGUUACUUCUGUGAUUCACAGUUGGGUGAAGAGAGAUUCGUUUCGUUUCAAUCAAAUGCUAAAUCCAAAGAACUAUAAUGGUACUCGUGCAUAUGCUCAGUCAAAAUUGGCAAACAUAUUGCAUGUUAAGGAAAUGGCAAGGCAGUUGCAAGCAAGGAAUGCAAGAGUAACUAUCAAUGCAGUACAUCCAGGCAUUGUGAAGACUGGAAUCAUUAGAGCUCACAAGGGCUUUAUAACAGAUUCAAUAUACUUCGUUGCAUCCAAGUUUCUAAAGUCUUCAUCUCAGGGUGCAUCAACCACAUGCUAUGUUGCUCUUUGCCCACAACUAGAAGGGGUGACUGGGAAAUACUUUGCAGACUGUAAUGAGAGUAGCUGCUCAAGUCUAGCAAAUGAUGAAUCUGAAGCACAAAAGUUAUUUAUGCAAACUCGUGCUGUGAUUUACAAACGAUUAGGUCAACCUGCAGCUUAAAAUGUAUCAUAUUCUUCUGUAAAUUUAGAGACUUAGGAGUCAUGUAAAUAGGAUUAUGUAUUUACAAAUGCAGAAGACAACAUAAAAGACUACUAGUCAGUGACCUCUAAAAUACUAUUUGACAAUAAAGGGGCUUGAGAACUAUUCCUUUCUCAUCUCCUCUUAAUAACAAAAUAUCAAAUGUUUACACCUGUC
This is a messenger RNA of Quercus robur (English oak), 1251 nucleotides long. Its product is annotated as short-chain dehydrogenase TIC 32 B, chloroplastic. NCBI's taxonomy places the organism in Eukaryota, Viridiplantae, Streptophyta, Magnoliopsida, Fagales, Fagaceae. The transcript is spliced from 7 exons. The coding region runs from base 64 to 1056 and encodes 330 amino acids. The record is from RefSeq and is a predicted model, not a curated record.